UAAAGGUGAAAAGCAUGCAAAGUUGGAACGUUCGAAAAUUAGGAUUAAAAGGCCAAAUAGCGUUAGUCAAAUAAGAUCUUUAGAUUACGAUAACAAUGCUAAAGAUUUUAAAGUAAAAGUUUUACUUAAUACAUAUUGUGAGGAUGUUAAUAAACAAGUAUCUCAACUAUCG
Molecule: messenger RNA, 172 nt
Organism: Ambispora leptoticha
Lineage: Eukaryota; Fungi; Glomeromycota; Glomeromycetes; Archaeosporales; Ambisporaceae
Source: the annotation of a GenBank genome assembly